CUCAACUGCCUGCACGGUUUGAAUGAGUUUGCGAGCUGGAGAAGCGACUGUCGGCUGUUGCGAAUGCUGCAGAGGACCUUGAGGACUUUGACAUCUAAACGUUGACGUAUCAACCGGGGUCGCACCAAGAUGGGUUAACAGCAGUCCGUAGGCUCUUCUCAGUUACAAUCAGCCAAAAAAAACGAAGCACUCGCUUGAAGAACGAAACUACUUCGAGAGGGAGAAAGCUAAACAAUGGGGAAAGGAAGUUCACUCCUAACACAAACCAACAUAGAGUUGCAGCGGUGGUAGAGGUGCAGUCCCGCAAUUACUAACUGCUGACUGGUGGACCUGCGGUAGAGGGAGCUGCAGAGAGUGCCUUUGUAUUUUAUUUUCGGCCCGAGAGGAAUCUCCGCGCUGGUGUUUUACAUCCUUCCGUCAUGUCGGUGGAAGUCAGCCAACAGCCGAGGCUGGGAUCCCUGGGAGAUCGUCUGUCGCCGACGUCUUCCAUCGUCCCCCUGCGCAUUCUCAACAAGGGGCCCGAGUAUUUCCGGCCGAACCGCCGGAGCUGCCAGGAGGGCGGCAUGUCCGUUCGCGAGCGACUCGAAGCCGACCGACUCAAGUACGUCAAGAGCCCCGACGUCGCCCGGCCUUCGUCCGUCGAGCUCGCGGCCGGCGGCGGCGGCCUCAUCGUCGGCGCGUCGAGAGGGCGUAUCUGCUGCGGUGCCGGCAACUUGGACCUGGCGAUGCUGAGCAGCGCCAUCGGCAACCUGCACCAGAUCCGGCGAGAGGACCUGUGCCGCAAGGGCGUGCGCAGGACGCCGCCGCCGCCACCGUCCGACCCCCGGCUCGCGUUCCGGCGCCGGAGCGACGGCUUCGUCCGUGGCGGCUCGGAGAGAGACGCGUCCUGCGGCGGCAACGGCGCGAGCGCCAGGAGCAACGCGGUGGCCUUCAUCUGGAGGCUCUUCCAGGGUGUGGCGGGGGGCCGGGAGAGGCACGCCAGGCCGUCGGCCGGCAACGAGGAGGACUCGGGCGCCGAGUCGAAGGAGAAUCUCGGAGACGUCACCGACGGGGCCGCGGAGGCCAACCCGGGACCGGCCCGGCGAUCGGCGUCACGGGACGAGCCACGUCCGGCGCAAAGGCCGUCUUCUCUCAUUUUUCCCGGCGGCAAAACGGAGCCAGAUUCGUUCUUCGACGAGUGCGGCCUCGACCGGGAAAUCGUCGCGAGCCUGCGCGGCGUGGGGGCAGGGGGGGGCGGCUGCGGUGGCGGCUGCGGCAGUGUCGGCGCCGGCGCCGGCAGCAGCGUCUCCUCCAGCGACCCCGACUUCGAUGGAUUGUCGGAGCGGUGGCGCGACCACGACGGAGGGGAGAACGACGGAGGGGAGAACGACGGAGGGGAGGACCCCACGCCGGCGCGAGUCUCGGUCGUCGAGCGCAAUGCAAGGAUCAUCAAGUGGCUCUACGGGUGCCGGCGGGCCAGUUGCUUUUGAAGAGGGACGAUCGAUGACCGGCGGCGCAGGGCCAGGCGGUGGCGUACGUGCCGCGGCACGUCCGGCUCGCUGGUGGGGGUGGGCGUUGAGGUGUAGGCGGCUGAUACGUGAAGAGGUCGCACCUCCGAUGGGCACGGUUGGCUCUGUACGGUUGCGAAAGAAGUUCAACGUACGUGUGUGGCCAUCUCUAGAAACUGACAGUUAUACGCCACGCACAAAUGUUCUCGUGUGUAACGGAAAUCCGCUGAGUGUCUCCGCCUAUGAAUGAACAUAUGUUUUGGUCCGCUGGCCUAUUUGUUUUCAAGACGAAUAUUACCCAGCAGCAUUUGUUCAAGCGCAAGGAAAAUCUGGACUGGUGUCGAUCCUCCCGCAUCUCUUCAGUGUUACCAAGUUGAAAGAGGUUGAAAGAGGUUGUCCUGGACAAAACAAUGUCGCACAAACUGCUUUAAUACGCGGAGAGAUGCUUGGCAGUGCUUUAGAGAGGUAAGCGAACGCACGCUGAGGCUAAGGGCACGCCACUGUGCGGGGAAAGGUUAGGAUUUGUGGACAUCUGCAGAACAUACUUUAUGCGCCAUGGUCGUCAGGGCAGUUAUGCUGACGGUCGGAUAAACGACGUCGUACCGUGCGUGCGGAGGGACGUUGAGUGCAUCACGUGGUGAGUUUUCCCAAGCAAAAGCAGAGCAGAAGCAUGUUGCGCCCCUUCCAGGCGAGCGUGGCUACCGGCUGCUGAGAACUUACAAGCAGGGCCUGGUUACGUUUGAUGGGGGGGGGGGGGGGGGGAGUUAAAAUAAAACUAAAUUGAGAGAAAGGCUCUCUCUGUUCAUUCGCUUCCCUCGACUGUUUUGACGCCGUCCGCUCCACCUUGGUUGGUUUAGCUACGGCGUUUUAACGUAUGACAUACAAGCGAAUUGUCAAUAGAAAAAUUCAGAUGAAGCAAAUUGUAUUUCGACGCGCGACUCGGCUAAUUAGUAUGACCCAUCGCUCUGCAAUGGCUUUAAUUACCAAAAAAAUGUACCUGUAAGAUUUCAUCACGGUGCUACAAGUGUUGCACUUCAACCGUUUAACAGACAACAGCCGGGGAACGGAAUGCAUCCGAGGAGAGGACGACCGCCGAGAGAGAUGGAGCCGUGAAAUCCAUUUGUGUGAAGGUGCUGGGUAGAUCGUUGUAUCGCGGGAUCAUGAAGCGGGGGGGGGGGGAGGUCUUCAUCCAGCAGUGGAUUGAUCAACGUUGGCGGUGAUGAUUUAUAUUUCGGUAACCCCUCAGGAUUCAAGGCGCCUCUGGGUGCAGCCCUGAAGGUCCCUGCGUUAAUCCGACCCCGCCUACAUCAGUGUUUGGGUUUUUUGUGUCCUUAAAAUGACUGGGAUUUAAUAAAGUUACGUGAUUGAAAGUU
Lethenteron reissneri (Far Eastern brook lamprey) is the source of this 2860-nucleotide messenger RNA. RefSeq names its product protein FAM110C-like. The record is from RefSeq and is a predicted model, not a curated record. NCBI's taxonomy places the organism in Eukaryota, Metazoa, Chordata, Hyperoartia, Petromyzontiformes, Petromyzontidae.